Messenger RNA from Podarcis lilfordi (Lilford's wall lizard), 16395 nucleotides. The record is from the annotation of a GenBank genome assembly. NCBI's taxonomy places the organism in Eukaryota, Metazoa, Chordata, Lepidosauria, Squamata, Lacertidae.
AUGAGUGCUGGCUGUGAGCCGGGGCAGAGCCCUUUUGAGGGUGGUGGUAGUAGUGGUGGUGGCAGCGGAGGUGGUGGGGCUGGAGCCCCAAGGAGAGCCCGAGCCCAGCGUGGGGGCGAAGCCCAGGGCCAGACCAGCGAUGACAUGGAUGUCAACAGCAAUGGCUCCAGUGGCAAUGAGUCACAUGGUGACUCCCACAGCAGCUCCCACAGCAGUGGCAAUGGCAAAGACUCAGCCCUCCUGGAAACCACCGAAAGCAACAAGAGGUAAGGAAGUGAUCGGGGUUGCAAAGGUUUGGUAAAGUGGUCUCUUAUGGGACCGACUUGGGCUAGUCCAUUCUGAUGCAAACUUUUGAAUUUCAUAGAAUGUUUUUGUUUGCUGCCCAAGCAAGCUAAACUCAUCUGUCCCCCUCAUCUCUCUGCAGCUCCAACUCCCAAAGCCCAUCUCCUCCCAGCAGCUCUGUGGCCUACAGCCUUCUCAGUGCAAGCUCUGAGCAAGACAACCCAUCAACCAGCGGCUGCAGGUAAGCAAGGACUGGGCAGGAGGAACAUACUUGGGUUGGCACGGGGGGAACAAAAGUCCAGUAAAAUGCUUCAAAAUUGACAGCUGAAAUGAGUUUUCUGAAAACUCAUGGCCGUUUCUGAGAGCUCUUUCCUGGGAUAACACAUAAUGAAGAGGGGGAAUUCUGUCACACAAGAGCCAUAAAAUCAAUUGGGGAAAAGGGGGGGAGCCAUUUUGUAUGUGGCUUUUAGUCAAAAUCGAUAUAUUUUACUUCCUUUAAAAAUACAACUGGCCAAGGUAUUUUGAGUUGGUUCCAUUUCUAUUGGGCACUUGGAAAAAGAUGUGUAGUCAGUUCAGCCAUUCAGUGCAACUCCCUCCCCAAAGGAGCUCUGUCUGCUUUUUGCAGCUGACUUAACCCCUCUUUGUGUGUUCCUUGUACCACUGCAGCAGUGAACAGUCUGCCCGUGUGAAGACUCAGAAGGAGCUCAUGAAGGCCCUGAAGGAGAUGAAGAUCCGGCUGCCCUCCGAGAAGCGCAGCAAGGGGAAGUCAGGGACUCUGGCCACCCUGCAGUAUGCACUGUCCUGUGUGAAACAGGUGCAAGGUGCGUUGUGUGACCUUUGUGUGUGUGUGUGUGUGUGUGUGUGUGUGUGUGUGUGUGUCUGUAUUUAUGCUUUGCUGACUUUGCUGUAAACCACAGCAGCACAGACUUAUUUGCCAACUGCCUCAGUAAAGGUCCCAUUCUCACCCAGCCCCUCAAGUUAUUCCCCUUAUUUGAGCCAGAAACCUCUGCCAGGAGUCUAGGAUUACUGAGGCACAUAGGGCCAUGGGCAGGCGUUUAUUUUAUGUGUCCCUGUUGGCAUGACGAGCACAGUAAUUUCCAUGUGGUUUGCACAGUGUGUUGUGCCUGUAGGCUUCUGUGUAAGGGUGAUGCACCUGGUUUUCUUUCCCACAAAAGUGUGGGUCCAGGUGCGAUCCUGUAGAAUAAAAGCGCCCAGCUGGUCACACGUAAAGCGAGGGCCUUUUGCCUUCCAGAGCUCUGUAGAUCUCUUGUUAACAUUCUCCUCCUCUUCCUUCCCCCUUUCCAGCCAGCCAGGAUUACUACCAGCAGUGGACCAUUGAUGACAACCAGCCCUGCAAUCUGGACAUGUCCACCUACACUAUUGAGGAGCUGGAAAGCAUCACCUCAGAAUACACUCUCAAGAACCCAGUGAGUAUUCUGCCUUGUUCGUCACACCCAGGCCUUUCCUUCUCGCUGUUCAUUUCGCCGCUGCCAGAGAAAUCUUGCCUCUCGUUAAAGAAGUGCUCUUGACUGGCUUUCCAGUGUGCACACCCGCUUCCCCAGUGCUUUCAGCAUGGACACUGCAAUCCAGCUGGGUGCUGCCAGCUUCAGUAUCUCCAUGCGUAUUUAAGGACCAAGCUGAACCCAGUACCCUAUCUUCCUUAGCAGAGGCCAGCCUAAAGCUUCCAGGCACCUCUUGAGCAGGGCACAAAGGCAGUGGCCUUUCCCUGUUCUGUGUUCGCAGCAUUUGGUAAUUCCAGAUCAGCAGCCUUUGAGCUGCCAUGGCUGGCAGCCUCUCAUAGGCCUGGCCCACUCCCUAUUGGCCUAACCCUUUUGAAAGCAGCUGUCAAGACUAGAACCCACCUUGAGAACAAGCUCUCCCUUCUCCCCAGCUAUUGUGGCUUUGACGGAUACCAACAAUGCCAUCACCUCCUCCUUGAGUGGGGAAACCACACCCAUAACAGCUGCCAUUCCCCAACCUUAACCCUGCUGCUUUUGCUCUCAAAAGGACACAUUCUCGGUGGCCGUCUCUUUCACCACGGGGAAGAUCGUCUACAUCUCAGAUCAGGCAGCCUUCAUCCUGCGCUGCAAGAAGGAUGUCUUCAAGGGGGCCAAGUUUGCAGAGUUCCUGGCACCGCAAGAUGUCAGCAUCUUCUAUGGGUCCACAGCGCCAUACCACUUGCCCUCCUGGAGCGCCUGCACCUCUGCCAGUAAGUGUUCUGGCUGUCUGGGGCUGAUGGGAUUUGUAGUCCAGAACACCCAGAGGGCCCCUGAUUGGCACAGGCAUCUUUAGAGAAUUGGGCUAAUCUGAAGUAGCAGGGGUGUUCAUUUUUUAUAGUUCCUCCCACCCCCCAAAUGGUACCUUUACGCCCUUUGCGGUGGCUGAGAAAUCCUCUUGCAUCUCGCCUCAGGUUUUAAAAAGAAGCUUCCCGGUUUCUGAAGCAGCUAAGAACUUGGCUCAUGUAAGGAACUGAGCAAAGGGCCAGAUUCCAGCUUGCUGCAGUUCUUAGCUAAUCCUUCAUCUGCCCCUUUCUCCCUCCUUCCCUCUUUGCAGCUGCAGCUGCCAUGGAUUACACCAAAGAGAAAUCGGUCUUUUGUCGUAUCAGGUGAGUUUUGUCUUCAUCAGAUUUUGAGGGAGGGGAAGGGAGCUGCGCUAAGUGGAAGGAAUGGUGGAGACCGAUUCCAGGAAGUGGUUCCUAAAUGAGGGUUCCUGGCACCUGUAUGGGCUGUUUAGCAGGAGACUCCAUCCUGAAAUGAUCCUGCCUGAUCCUUGUAGACCAAAGUCCUUGCUAUCUUUUCCUGCAGGGCAAACAGUUGCUAGUUUGAGCAGCGUUGCCUUCUUUUAGCCCCCCUUGAAAGUGUAGGCAAUCUGGGUCCUGAGGUGUAUGUAAAUUGGCAGAGGUUGCUUGUACUAGCGGCACAAAUCUGAUGUGGCAACAAACCAACCUUCAGGUGCGCCCAAAAGAACCAGGACCUGUGCCUCUUGUGUUUUGAAGAUCGCAGCAAUUGAAUUUUGCAAAGACGGAGAGAGAACACUGCCCCCCCCCCUUUUCCCUGCCUGUGUUUUCCCAUCUGUGAAAUGGCUUUGCCAUUGCCACUGCAAGGUAGCUACGGGGCUAUGGAUUUUACUGGAUGCUUAAACUUUUCCAGGGGGAAAAAAUCGAUUUAGAAAAUAAAGUGCAGAAAGAAGAUGCCCCACCUGAGGAGAGAGGGGAAAAAUCCCUCCUCUAGUCAGCUGGUGAGAGAAGGGGGGACCCCCCUCCCCCAGGUGUGACAUGGGUGACAGGUGGGCAGGAGGGACAUGGUGGCACUUGCAAGGUUCCCCACCUCUGGCCCCGUCACGGCUGCUGCUGUUCUGCUCCCUCCUGGUCGUCCUGGUCUCCUCUGGCCUCUGGUCUUAUUGCAGGCAUUUGUUUCUCAGCGGAGGCUACGAGAGUGGUCGCGGGCUGCGCUACUACCCCUUCCGGCUCACGCCUUACUUGACCAAAGUGCAGGACUCGGACAGCGCCGAGGGACAGCCCUGCUGCCUGCUCAUUGCUGAGCGCAUCCACUCGGGCUACGAAGGUAAGGGGGUGUCCAGGCGGGAGAGAGCAGGGCCUGCAGGCAGCCUCUGCAGCGCCCAUGCCAUGUCUCUGUGCCCCAUUUCAUUUUGCCCCAUUUUGCUGGUGGUGUUAGGAAUCCAUUCCACAAAUUAAAUUGCACCAUGCGCUACCGUGUCUGGCCACAUGAUGGCAGCAGAGGUUGGGCUGAAGGUGCUUGGGAAGCGGGGACCCUCUUAGCAUCUAGUCACAUGGGCCUUCCUUGUGCUUUUCCUCCACGCUAGGAAUGAGCAUCUCUCGCCUGCUGCUUAAACUCUCAGCAUCCUGAGCAAAAUUUAGUUUAACCCCUUUGAAAACCUGUUUGAAGAGAGGUGCAUAUAAUGGCACACAAGUUUUGUAUGCAUGCAAGCUUUAAAUCCUGCUCCUCCCAGUUUGGGCAGCAGAACUGUGUGCUUAAAUCCAGAUCUUCCUCAGCUGUGUGAAGAAGUGGGUUGGAGAGUAAAAUAGGGCAUGUAGCUGUGCGAAUGGCCUAGCUGCUCUGUUCUAUGUGAAACAUAGAAAAAGCCAAACAAGCCUCUUCCUAGGAUUGCAUGAGCAUGCAGUUCCAGUUUCCUCCUCUUCUCAAACAGUGCAUAUGCUCCUGUUAUCACCAAGACCAGGACAGCGGGAGAAAAGCAAUUGUGUUGUGCGUGCAAAAUGCCAAGCUGUCGUUAACCUGCCCGUGACCUAGAAGGUUGCAUGUCAAUUUUUCCCCUGAAGCCACUUAAAUUGUUUAGAAAAGCCAGGAUACCCAAGCAGCACAUUUUCCAUGGAGUAUGGAAAUGCAAAGUGGAGAAUUUAAUUUUGUAAUUUAAAAGAGGCAGGUUUUGCGUACCCAUAGGACAGGGAAUGCCACUCAUCUUCCAAACAGCUCAUCUGAAUUAUCCUAUGCUUUUCUCUUCAAGCUCCCAGAAUCCCUCCUGAUAAGAGAAUCUUCACCACUAGACAUACCCCCAGCUGCUUAUUUCAGGAUGUGGAUGAGCGGUAAGGAACUGGGAUUUAAAAAAUGGAGAUGGGGUGGUAUUUUGCGGAGGGUUGUGUGGGGAGGAAGACGAGUCCCUGGAAAGAGGUGCCAGGCUUUCCCUCCUGUGAGUGAGACUUGUCCUCUGUGAGCAUGUGCCUGCAGUGCUGAGCACGGACCCAAAACUUCCAUCAUCUGUGUGGGUGGGGCCUUCACAGGCCAGGAGGAGGAGGAUUUGACUUGGCCGUCCAUCUCGUCAGCUUAGCUAUGCACUCUGCACCUUUGGUUUUAUUUUUCUCUGGGGUUACAAGAACAGUACCAGUUCUUCAGAGUUGGAUGAUGCCUAUAACCUCUGCAAUGUUCAGCCUUUUCCCACUGACCCCUCGUGACCCCUCCUUGCUUUCUUUAUUUUCAGAGCUGCCCCUCUUCUAGGCUACCUCCCCCAGGACCUCAUUGGGUCCCCUGUCCUCUUCUACCUGCACCCAGAGGACCGGCCUCUUAUGCUGGCGAUACACAAGAAGAGUGAGUACCAAAAUAAAGGAGAGAAUGGCAGGGGGAGAUUUUUCUUUUAAAAAAAACCUGAUUGGAAGUUUCAAGCCAAUUGAAGCUUUCAGAUCCAAUUAAAAGCCUGUGUGCGUAGUGUCUUGCUAGCCUAUAGGGGGCUGUGGUUGCUAUCCCACCUCUCAUCCUCCCCUCCUUCCUUCCCAGUUCUCCAGUAUGGCGGCCAGCCCUUUGACCAUUCACCCAUACGCUUCUGCACCCGCAAUGGGGAGUACGUCACCAUCGACACCAGCUGGUCCAGCUUCGUCAACCCCUGGAGCCGCAAAGUCUCUUUCAUCAUGGGCAGGCAUAAAGUGCGGACGUAAGUAGCCAGAGCUCUCAGCCUGUAUGGAUGGGCAGGGUCUGUUUGCUUAUUUCUCUGUUCAUGUUCAUAAAAUAAAAUAAAAAUAGCAGAGGCUUAAUCAUUAUAGGAGAAAUGAGAGGAGGAGGAGGAGUGGGGUGCAGUUGACCGAAAUGGGGGAGACUCCGCUGGCCACAGGAACAGGGGGGAAAGGGGGCGAAGGCAGAAGGCACCGCAGGAGACCCUCCAGUGGGGAGGAGUGGGAAGCAGAGUGAUGGGUCUGGAAGAGGCGAUGGCUCGUAAUCAGAGGGUAAGACAGGAAAAGAGGCGGAUUCUGGGGAGGAGGGAAAUGGCCUUGUGGGAUGGCUGAGAGCUGGAAGCUCCCACCUCUUGAGGGAAGCGCACAUCCCACUAACUCUGUUCUCGCCUCCCAUGCUCUCUCCAGGGGCCCCCUCAACGAGGACGUCUUCACAGCCCCCAAAGCUCAGAAGGUGAAGCCUGUGGAGCUGGACAUCCAGGAGCUCUCAGAGCAGAUCCACCGACUCCUGCUGCAGGUAAAGAGCUCCCUCUUCUUACUCCACUUGCCCUCUCCUUCCUUCCUUCCUUCCUUCCUUCCUUCCUUCCUUCCUUGUGAGCUCCGCCUCCUCUUCCUCUCAUAUUCAAACCCUCCUCUCUUUCCUCCACUCUGCAGCCCGUCCACAGCAAUGGCUCCAUGGGCCUCUGCAGCAUGGGCAGCAAUGCUUCCCACGAGCAGUUCCUGAGCAUCGCCUCCUCCAGCGACAGCAACGGCAUCCCCAAUGAGGAGGCACAAGCUGUUCGGCCGGUGAGUUUAGAAAUGCAUGUUGAUUUUUUUUGGGGGGGGGAGUGUCCACUGAUGGGGGUUGUCUUAAGAUUCAUGCAAUGGGUGUUGGGUCUUUGCUUCCAUUUCCACAUCCACCUGGCAAAUCUCCCACCUAUAAAAUGGGCAUCAUCAUAAUGGCUUACCUGGUGGCAGAUUUUUACAUACCCCCUCAGAGAGUUUGAAAGUUUCACAGAGAGAGAAAUCUACUCUUUAGGGCAGUGUUUCUCAGCCUUUAAAAACCCACGCUGCCUUUUAGCUAAUGUAGAGAUCCCACACAUCCCUUCAAACCUGGCUCUCUGAUUGAAAUCCUUUGGCUUUUUACUGGGUGAGGUUGCGGUUUGGGCAUGCGCCUCUGGCUGCUGAGCAACACUGCUCUAGCUCAGACUUUCGCAGCCUGGUGCCCUCCAGGUACAUUGGGCUUCAGCUGGGGCUGAUGAGAGUUAGCAUCCAAAACACUUGAAGGGCAUCAGGUUGGAGAAACCUGCUCUAGAAAGGGUUCUGUAGAGGGUUCUCUCUUGGAGAGGAGAGCUUGGGGCUGACUCUGCUUCCCUCUUGAUCCCAGAUGACCUUCCAGGAGAUCUGCAAGGAUGUGCAUAUGGUGAAGAACCAGGGCCAGCAGGUCUUCAUUGAAUCCCGAGUCAAGCCCCAGCCUGCCAAGCAUUCCCGGCCAGGUGAGAUGGUUGACUGGCCCCUGCCCCUUCUUCCUGCUCAUUGUUCCCACCUUGAGGCCUGCUGACCUCACUCGGCCUCAUUGAUGUGGAUUUGGCCAAAGGACUUUUGAGGUUUCCUCCCUCUGUCUUGGCCCAUUUCUAGCGGCCGGGGGGGGGGGGGUGAGUUGAGGGAGGGGUGGUUUCCAUUGGCUGGGACAUUCUCAGAGCUGGGACAAGCAUGUUCUGGUGUGGCCUGGGAACAAAGUUUACUCUCCUUCUGUGGGUUGUGACCUUCUCUGUGUCUCUCCCCCACCCCUUUCUAGCUCUGAAAGCACCAGUCAGCUGCAACAGGCAGCCUCUGGAGACCCUGAGGGACUUGGAGAGGAGGCCAGCAAAGGCAGCCACCUCUGAGGAAUCAGUCAGGAAGGAGCCUUCCAACUAUUCAUACCAGCAGAUCAACUGCCUGGAUGGCAUCAUAAGGUGAGCGAGGUCUGCUGGGGAGCCACAACCAUGUACAAGGCAGCAAAUGUUCCCAGAACUACGGACUUUUGCAUGAGUUUGCUUAUUUCCUCCUCCUCCUCUGUUUAUUUUCCUUGUGUGUGUGUGUGCAUUUUUAUUUUUUUAGAUUGUGAGCCUGAGAACGGGCAUCUGUAGGGUGCUUUGUGAACCUUAGUGGCUGAAGAGUAGGAUUAAAAAUCCUAAAAAGUAAAUGAAAUGGAAAUAGCUGAGCCCUUCAGAGUCGUUUCACCACCAGAACGGGAAUGUGUUUCCUGGGAGGAAUAUUUUGCUCUUUGGUUAUUUAAGAAAGGGCAAAACUGCUUCUUAGACUGCAGCCUCAACUACCACUUACCUGACAGUAAGCCCCGUUGAAUUUAGCGGGUCUUACUUCUGAAUAGACAUGACUAGGAAGAUUGCACUGCAUUAGGUUGAGAUGCAGAGUAGGUGAAAUGAUGUUACGGAUUUCUCCCCUCAUUGGUGCUCAUGUAGCAACAUGCAACCUUUCAUAGAUUUCAUAGAACUCGUCACAGAUUCAUUUUUUAAGUGCUACCUGCUUAAGUGUUCUCUGAAGCGCUAAAGCUUCCUUACUUUGUGUCUCCUCCUGUAGUUUGAGACCAACAAAGCACUGUGUUUUCAGAUCGCCACUCCUAGUGGUGUGGAGUCCUUUCCUGAGUUUUCUCUUCCAACCCCCCUAGUAAUAAUUACAAUAAUGAUAAUAGGUUUUUCAUCUCUGUUAAUCUUAGUUUUCUGCCUUUCUCUUCUCCCUCAACAGGUAUCUGGAGAGUUGCAACAUUCCAAGCCGCGUGAAGCGAAAAUGCGGCUCUUCCUCUUACACCACAUCCUCAAAUUCCGAUGAUGACAAGCAGAAGGCAGGCGAGGAGCUGGCCUCUCUAAGCAAAGGUGAUUCUCCCCUCCUUUCUUUCCUCUACUUAGGUAUUAAUCAUCCCCCCUCCCCUGUUUUCCUGAGGUAUCAGUUUCCACCCUGCUUGCCAAGUGUACAGGUUGAUGCCCCUCCUCUUCCUCCUGUACCAAGUUCAUGUUUGUAUGCAAUCAUGGAUGCUGUGUGAGGUACAGGGGGCGGAGGGGUGUGUGUGUGUGUGUGUGUGUGUGUGUGUGUAGCAAUUGCAGGGUCUGCAGGUCUGUCCUCCAGGAAGCUUGAACUCCCCCUCCCCCUUGUUGGAUGCUGGCCUUGGCGUUCCACAUCCUGCGUGAUCUCUUUUCCCCCCCCUCUCUCCGUUCGUGGCGAGACCCCAGCCGGGCUGAUGAGCCCUUCGGCAUCUUGACGUCCUCUUGUGGUCGUGCCGGUCGGCAGUCUUGGACCCCCCGGCCCCCUCCCUCCCUCCCUGCCCCCUUACUCCAUGCUGCCGCCCCACCGCCAUGCUAACCCACCGUUGUCUCUUUGAACAGAUGCGCCGGAGGAAAUACUGCCGACCCCGGAGAGCCAGUCCAAGAGCCUAGAGGAACCUGGGACGGCAGCAGCUGCUGUGGUGGGAGGCCCACUCACUCCACUGGCCUUGCCUAGCAAAGCCGAGAGCGUGGUCUCUGUGACCAGUCAGUGUAGCUUCAGCAGUACCAUCGUCCACGUGGGAGACAAGAAGCCCCCCGAGUCGGGUAUGGGAGGUGGACACCGUGUUUUUCUUGGGGGGGCGGCGGUGCGGGGUUGCUGGGGGGCGGGGGGCUGGAACUGGAGGUGUGCUGUUCCUUUGCUUACAGCUUGACUCUGCUUCCGCGGGGCUGGCAAGCAGGUUCAAAGGAAGAUUGUCUUCACAUGGUGCAUAGUAGGCUAUUGGGGUCGCUCUGGCAGCCGUUUUGCAAAUGCAGCUGUGUAAAAGAAGGCCAGCCUAGACCCCAUGUGUUAAAAAAAGCAGGACCACGUCCCCGCUUCUUCCUCUUCUUCUCCCCCUGCUUGGGAGCUUCUGGCCAGUCGGCAGCAACAAUGAGAGGGCUUGAUUAGCUGGCCUGGUGCAGAUUCGAGACAGGAAGGCUAACCUUCCAUUUAGAGCUACAGAGUCGGCAGCUGGAUUGCAAAAUGAAGCAACGAGUGCCUUCUUCUGCUGACUUUUGCUGGCCACAAACUUGAUGGUGCUGGUGCUGGUUCUUGCCUUCCUCUGCUUUAGUCGGCUGCUCUUCCUUCUUUUUCUGCAGCCAGCCUUCAUUUUUGCUUGCGCAGGAGCCUGCAACAUUACCAGGAGAGCAGCAGAAAGGCUUUAUCUGGGUGACCCCAAAGGACCAUCUGCCUUGGAAGCCCAAGCCCCCAGGCUCAAUCUCCAGUGGCUUAUCCAAGUAGAGUUGAGAAAGAGCACUUCCAGUCAGCGUGGAGAGUACAAAGCUAGCUGGAUCCAGUGGUCUGACUCAGUAGAAGGCAGCCUCUUAAAGCUCCUACAUUUAGAUUUCUGCUGUUGCAAGCAGCCACCAUUUGGCAAGACAACCUCUGGAGAAAUCCCAGGCUCUUUUCACUUCCGUAGUUUGGUGUCUGUCUUGUCAGGCACCUCACACCCCGCUGCUGUCUCUCUUGUCAGUCUUGGGCAAGAUGGCUUGUUCUUUGCGCUUGGGGGGCAGCUGAAGAGACGAGAGAGGCAGGCAAGGCCUUUGCAAGUUUCAACCUCAGGAAGGGAGAGCAUUCCCUCCCCACCCUCCAAACAUGUCUCUUUCUAGUAGGGUUCAGGCAGUUUCCUUGCCAGCUUUCCUGCAAAAUUUGCAGCAUGUGGAUAGGCCCUGUGCUUGGCAUUGUCAUUGCACAUAUCCCUCCCCGCUUUUUGCUCACAUCUGACCCACCAGUUCCCUCACAUCAUUGUAGUGGUCCAGUCUGCUUUUUUACCUUGCACGACACGUGAGGCUUUAGGGUCAGGCAGGAAGGGGCCACUCCAUGAGACCUCAGGUUUCACUCCCCUGUGGAGGGGGGGGGGACAUUAUCCAUGACGAUGCACCCAUCCUUCUGAGGCCAGUUGAUUCCUUUUCACUAGCUGGGACAGCUCAGUCGGUGAAGCAUGAGAUCCUUGAUCUCAUGGUCGUGGGUUCGAGCCCCACAUUGGACAAAAAGAUUCCUGCAUUGCAAGAAGGGUGCUCCAGAACCUCGUGGCCCCUUCCAACUCAGGAUUCUACUAAUUCAAUUAACAUCUGGGCUUUCUGACAUAAUCCCCAGGAGGAGCAUGUCUUGCAGGGAUCCUUUCAUGGGAUCUCUAGAAACUGUCCCUGGAUGAGCAUUUCAGAGGCAAAUGCUUUCACCUCCUGAACAGCAAGGCGACAAUUCAUUCCUGGAAACCGCACAAGAAUCUUGGAAUAGGAAAUGCAGGGCUGUCAGGCAGAACCCUGUUUAUGAGGCCAUCUUGUGUUCAGUGCAUCCAAGCUUCCACGUUAUACAGGACUCUCCUGCAGGCAUAAAUGUUCAGACUGUGUGUGUAUGUGUGUGUAUAUUAUAGUAAUAAUUCUGUGCAUGAUUCAACGUGUGCUUCUGUGUGGAUAGAUAUCUAGGUAGAUGUUGCCCGCUCCAGCUGGUGUUCAGCUGGCAAACCUUUAUGGUGUUUAAAUCAAGGAAGGUUUAAGUAGGGACAGUGUCUUAACCAUCCUUUCUCCUCCCUUGAUGCAUUUUUCUCCAACUUGUCAAAUUCUCUAUAGAAAUAUUAGUCGCCCUACUUCCCCAAAAAACCAGCGCAAAAGUUGCAGCUUUUCUCCCCCCCGCUUAACCUGUGUAGAAGCCACAGAGAGUGGCUGGCAGCUGGAUUUGUAGCCCUCUUACAUCAAAGAAGAUUCUAACCUCCUUUUCCCACAAUUUAUUUCCUUAAUAUGUGGCAAAUUCAUAUGAGAGCUUAGCUCAGCUGGGGCUGUGCAGGGUAAAAUUAGGACCCGAGCUUUUUGUUGCAGAUUAAAAUGGAAAGGCAGAGGGACUUAUUCCCAGCAUGGCCUGGGAUGAUGGUAGAAAAAGAUGACUCAUGUCUGUUAGUGUGUGUGUUUGGAGGGGUUGAUCUAAAGAAAUGGGAGAUAUAAAUAAUGAGAACACAUAAAUACAGAGAUGUGCUGGGGAAAAGAAAAACAUCACACGGGGAGAAGGCAGUUGUGAUGGGCUAACCUGGUUCUCCCCCCCCCCUUUUUUUGUUCUCCUCUUGCAGAUAUCGUGAUGAUGGAGGAGGCAGCGCCCAGCGCGACCCCCCCUGCCCCCGCGCCCAGCGUCACCCCUGACCGGGAGGCGCAGUACCGCAAAGUGGGGCUGACUAAGGAAGUCCUGUCCAUCCACACCCAGAAGGAGGAGCAGGCCUUCCUCACCCACUUCAAGGACCUCAGCCAGCUGCACGUCUUCAACUCGCACUCGGGGCUGAGCUGGCAGGAGCUGCGCCAGGCGGGACCCCAUGCCAACGAGCGAGGUAAGCCUGGUGGGCAGGACUGGGAGGAGGAGGUGGAGGAGGAAGCAGUAGAAAGGGGGAAAGAAGAAAGAGAAAGGGGGUCCCUCAUUCUCACCCUGCCUUUUCCUUCUUCCGCAGGGCACAAAGGUCCCCGCCAGGCGUCCCGAGGCCCAGGCUGCCGCGGUCGGAGCCGGAAGUCGAAAGCCAAGCGCGUCAAGCAGAACAGGCUGGCAGAGAGCACCAGCUCCCCGCAGAGCUCCGUCUCCCCUCCCCAGCUGCCCUGCGCCCCCAGCUCCUCCUCCUGGCCCCCCUCUGGCAACUCCCAGGCCAGCCUUUCCGCCAUGCCGUACCCGGCUGUCAUGCCCACCUACCCCAUCCCCGUCUUCCCCCCGCGGCCGGCCGCGCCCCCGGUCACUGAGCCCUCCCAGAGCACCCUGGCUGCCCCCCAGUUCCCCACCCCGCUGGUCACCCCCAUGAUGGCCCUCGUGCUGCCCAACUACGUCUUCCCCCAGAUGCACGGCCCCAUGCCCCCGCAGCCCUACUUCGCCGCACCCCCUGUGUUCCCCUUCGCCCCUCAGCCAGGGAGCAUGCCCGUCGUCGUCCCCGAGACGGGCACGCAGGCCGCGUCACGCUCCUCCACCCCGCACUCGCUGAGUCAGCCCGAGCGGCCUGAGUCGCCUCUCUUUGAGUCACGCUGCAGCUCCCCGCUGCAGCUCAACUUGCUGCAGAUGGAGGAGAUGCCCAAGCUCUGCGACCGUCAGGAGGCCGCCGGUGGAAGCCAAACAGGGCCAGCUGGGGCCACCACCGACUGGGCCGUGGUGACGGGCGGGCAGAGCCUGGCGAAGGAACUCAGCACUCAGAAAGAAGCGUGCAUGGUGAGUCCCAGGGGACGGGGGGGCUGGCUUUCUCCCCUGGGGCACUGUCGGGCCCUUUGGAAGGGCAAACGACCCAACAUUUAUUGAUUUUUAAUUUAUGUUAUUUCACUUACAUCCCACCUUUCCUCUAAGGAGCUCAAGGUGUGACUCACAUAAUUCUCCCCCUUUCAUCUUCACAAUUACCCUGUGAGGCAGGCUAGGCUUAGAGGCAGUGGCACUGACUCCAAGGCCACCCAGUGACCUUUAUUGGACAAGUGGGGGUAUGGACCCUGGUCUCCCAGGUCUUAUUCCGACACUGCGCCACACUGGCUCUCCACACCACAAAAUCCAGGUGUUCGUCAUCUUUCCACUCAAGAGAGAACUGGGGAAACUGCUGGGGUUGGGAUUUUUUUGAGAGAGAAAGUCAGAGGGGGGUCUUCAGAUGAAGGAGCAGAGGUUCCUCUCCCACAAAGCGUUGAAAUCUGAGAGCCCUGGAAUGCGUUCAAUAAGAACAACGAACUUUCUCCUUGCAACUGAGGUCAGAGAAUGACGCCACAAAUUCCUGGAUCUCUCCUGCCCUUUCCCCCAUGGCUGUCGGGGCUCAUUCCUCGCAACCUCACCCCUUCUUCCCUACCCACCAGGGGGCUUCCCACACAAACUGGAGGAUCAGGGGGGGCAGCUUGGUUCCUCUUGGGAAUCUCCAAGCAGAAGGCCCCGGGUUCAACCCCCAGCAGCAUCUCCAGCUCAGGUUGGGAACGUUUCCUGCCUGAAGCCCUGGAGAGCGGCUGCCGGUCAGUGUAGUCAGUACUGAGUUAAAUGGAUGAAUGGGCUGACUGGAUCAGGCAGCCUCCUUUCUUUCCACCCCAUUGCUUACAUUUUGAAUUAGAUAUGGGGGCACCAACAUGUUUUAAGUGCUUAGGGCCUCUAAAAGUUUUAUCUGGCUGUGCUGUGCACGCUCUCUCUCCUGUGGUGGCUAAUGGAAUAGUGAGGUUGGAAAGGGUGUGAGAGCUGUUGAGGCAGGGACCUUCCUGCUUUGGGCCUCUGACCUAACCCUCCUGCUCCCCUGCCUCUUCCGCCCCUUGCAGGCAGAAGCGCACGACUCCUCCAACAACGAUGCGCUCUCCAGCUCCAGCGACCUCCUGGACCUGCUCCUGCAGGAGGACUCCCGCUCCGGCACGGGGUCGGCUGCCUCCGGGAGUGGCUCAGCCUCCGGCUCCAUGGGAUCCGGCUCCAACAGAGGCAGCACCUCCGCCAGCGGCACCAGUAAGUCUUACUCCUCCGGCGUGUGGUGUGGGUCUCAUGGAGUGAGGCUUUCUCUGUGAACUGGCUCAGUAUUGUCUCCACCAAGAUUUCCCAAAUUGGGGUCUCCUGCUGUUGUUAGACUACACUUCCCAUAAUCCCUAGCUAGUAGGACCCAGUGGUUAGGGAUGGUGAGAAUUGUAGUCCUAAACAGCUGGCUUGGGAAACGGUCUACACAACACCUGACGGCGGUGGAUGGCUCUGUAGGGUUUCAGGUGGGGUAUUACCUGGCGAUACCAUUUAACCCAGGAUCCCCUAUGCACCAGCACGUGCUCUGCUGCUGAGCAGGAUGAGCACAGUGGCCUUCUUGCACUUGUGAUCCCCAGAGACUGGUAUUUGGAGGCACGCUUGCCUCUGAUUAUGGUAGUUCGUCCUCUCUCACUACCAACUUCCAGGAGGAAUCAAAGAACAUCCCUGUUUACCCAGGCCAGUUAUAUGCUAUUGGGAAGUCCUCAGCACAGGAACUUGCCUUAUACCAUGUCUGGCCAUUGGUCUGUCUAGCUGACUGCUGCUUCCCCUGACCAGUGGCUGUCCAGGGUUUCAGGCAGGGAGUCUCUCCCAGCCCUGAAGAUGCCAGGGCUUGAACUUGGGACAUUUUGCAAGUAGAGCAGACACUGAGCGCCAGCCCUUCAGUGCUGGUGGAUGGGAGAAGCAAAGCUGUUGAGCUGAGCAUGAAGGCAGCAGGUUCUCUGGGUCCCUACACUUGUCCUCAAAGGAGAAAAUGGUGCCCCCUCCACCUUGCAUGGCGAUAUUCUUAGCACGUCCCAAAUGUGAGGGUUUGAGAGCUCCCGAGUGGCAUGGCGGCCCGAUUGGUCACAUGUGCUGACGCUCCUUUUGGGUUUCCUGAUUGUGUCUUGACCGGCUCCUCUUCUCUCCCAGCGAGCAGCAAGAGCAGCGGCACCAGCAAGUACUUUGGAAGCAUUGACUCCUCCGAGAACGACCUGCGGGGCAAGAAGCGGGCGGAGGUGGAAGACAACGAGCACUUCAUCAAGUACGUCCUGCAGGACCCCAUCUGGCUGCUGAUGGCCAACACCGACGACAAGGUCAUGAUGACCUACCAGCUCCCUGCCAGGUGAGGAGGCUGAGCUGCUCCCAGGCAGAUCCCCUUUCCCAUGUCGCCAUGGAGGUUGCCAGGCUGUGACUGCCUAUGGUGGGCACUUCCCUUCCAGGCCUUGUGCUGCUUGUUGUCUCUUGACCCAGAAUCCCUUCACCCCAGCAGAGGAGGGUACUCAAUGGGGCAGGGUUGUUGCGAGUGCCAAUGAAAGAGAGCUGGCUUUUGUGUUUUGUUUUCAUGGGUAGUUUAAUACCCAAAGCAGUGGGUGAAGAGACUUAAAGCUUUAAGGGGAAGAUUUUAGCUUGCUCUGUCUCUUUAAAAAAAAAAAAGGCACUGGGGCCACUUCCAUUCAUUCUGGCCUCAUAGCCAGGAGGAUUUGGGCUCCAUUUCCCUCCCUCUCGCUGCCCACUGCGCCUCUUUCCUGACCCAUUUGUCCGCUUGCCCUUUGCCAGGGACCUGGAAACUGUUCUGAAGGAGGACAGGGAAAAGUUGAAACAGAUGCAGAAGCGGCAGCCGCGAUUCACCGAGGAGCAGAAGAAGGAGCUGGCCGAAGUUCACUCCUGGGUCCAGAAGGGGAACUUGCCAAAGGCUAUCAACAUCACGGUAAGGAGUGUGACGGGCGGUGUGUUUGGAGUGAACAGCGCAGAAACCAGAAUGGUGUCUGUGUGCCGUUUAGCGAGCAUGGGUGCUUUUCUAUAGGCAGGAGAGUUCUCAAACUUUGUGUGUGCAUCUAAUGAUGAGAUUGAGUGGUUCUGUUCCUACAGCAGCCUAGAUUCCUCAUAAUUGUGUCCCUAAUGGCAACCCGUAAGGGAACGUCUGCGGGGCAGUGAGAACAAGUCCCUAGACUUUGCAUAUGAGAUGAGGGGGCUCUCCCAGAUCAUCGAGUGUUGUCCAGCUGCUCACCAUCUUCCUUUUCCCUCUCUUUGAACCCCAGGCUUGCAUGGACUGCGGGAGCAACCCUUCCUCCAAAGUGGCCCCUCUCUACGACGUCGAGAUUCAAGACAUGGACUUGAACGGCAUGUUGGAGCCCAUGGAGGAGGGCAGCAGCGCGGGACAGGGGUGCCUGCCCUCCUUGCCCCCCGAAAUGGCCAUGGACGAAGAGGAGGCUGGGGCGGAGAGAGGACAGCAGCAGCAGCAGCAACAACAACAACAGCAGCAGCCGCCAACUCCAGCCGCGGAAGUGGUGCAGGACUCAGGCUAA